This is a messenger RNA of Vitis riparia (riverbank grape), 1372 nucleotides long. Its product is annotated as COP9 signalosome complex subunit 7-like. Lineage: Eukaryota; Viridiplantae; Streptophyta; Magnoliopsida; Vitales; Vitaceae. The coding region runs from base 395 to 1021 and encodes 208 amino acids. The record is from RefSeq and is a predicted model, not a curated record. Gene Ontology annotation, cellular component: COP9 signalosome. The transcript has 7 exons.
GAGAAUCCAAAUCACUCAUGAUAGCCUUCCAUAAACCCUCAUGAUGAUUCCCUCAAAGGCUUAAACCUCCAUGGCUCACCAACCACCACAAACACUGUCAAAUUUCCAUUAGAGCAUUUUUUUUCCAUAAAUAAUCCUCCAUCUUGAACCUUAUAAUCAUUUACUAAAAGAGCUUGAUUCUUCAGCACCCCACCAUCUUAGAAAGGAAUGUUAACCAGUAUUUCUUCCUAUAAACUCUUCUCCUCCCUCUCACUCUGUCAUUUCUCUACUUUCCAAUCAUGUCUCUCUCUAUCUUCAGAUCUUUGAGAAAUAAACAGUGUUAUGCCAUCACAUGCGUUUGGUGGUUUGAGAAACCAAAGGGAAUACCAAACUGGGCCCUUUCUCCAAUAGCUUCAUGGAACUCAAUAUUCUGUAUACAUUGAUUUGCUCCGUCUCUUUGCUCAUGGUACAUGGAGGGAUUACAAGAGUUCUCUCCUACUAUCAACUGAUGCAGGAACUUGAUAUUUCUAAUGUACGUGAACUUGAAGAUUUUCUUAUCAAUGAGUGCAUCAAUGCGGGCAUUGUUAGAGGAAAGUUGAAUCAGUUGCAAAAAUGCUUUGAGGUGCAAUUUGCAGCAGGAAGAGAUCUGAGACCUGGAACACUUGUGAGUCUGAUACAGACUCUUACAAAUUGGUUGUCCACUUCAGACAAAAUGCUGUUGACAAUCAAAGAGAUGAUUGAUCAGGCAGAUAGGAUGAAAGAGUUGGACAAGGAACAUCAAAAGGAAGUUGAAGAAAAGAUAGAAUUAGCAAAGAAAUUCCUCCAGAACAAGCAGCAUAGUAUCAAGUUGGGGCCAUUGGAGGACAUUGACAUGCUCUAUAUGGAUGAAGUAAUGAGCUCCAGGGAACUUGGAACCCACUCCAAGAGGUAUCACAUAUCAAACACUUUGCAUAUGUCCUGGUCUACCAACUAUGCCCAUUUAUUCACUUUAGCUCAGGACUAUACUAUGUAUUUUCAUUAUAUGGAUAAAGAGAUGACUUGAUUGCAAAAUCAAAUGUUUGUAUUGACUGAAGUAGAUGCUCACACUUGAACCCUAAAGUUAUUUUUUAAAAUACUAUGCAGAGGCCUAACUAGCUGAGCUAGACCAUUACAAUUAUAAGCCAGCUGAAUGGCAGAUCAUCCCAACUUAACCCUAUGAACUUGGGUGAUGAGUAUCAGUGUAAUAUGGAAGAAAGGUGAAACCUGCAGUUUGACUGCUGGUUUCAGGCUCAUUCAUAUCGGUCUAUCUCUAGUUAUCUAUCAAAAAAAAAUAUAUAUUGGUCUAUCUCUAGUUUUGUACCUCACUUGAGCUAAGAGUUGAACAACCUGGUUCAUGCUAUAACAGCUAACUAAA